AUGUCUCUUUUCUCUGCUUACAUUAUGACAGGAUACAGGGAUGAUAUUAAGCACACUCUCCCCUCUUCUAUGCUAUGUCUCUUUUUCUCUGCUUACAUUAUGACAGGAUACAGGGAUGAUAUUAAGCACACUCUUCCCUCUUCUAUGCAAUGUCUCUUUUUCUCUGCUUACAUUAUGACAGGAUACAGGGAUGAUAUUAAGCACACUCUUCCCUCCUAUAUACUAUGUCUUUUUUUCUCUGCUUACAUUAUGACAGUAUACAGGGAUGAUAUUAAGCACACUCUUCCCUCUUCUAUGCUAUGUCUCUUUUUCUCUGCUUACAUUAUGACAGGAUACAGGGAUGAUAUUAAGCACACUCUUCCCUCUUCUAUGCUAUGUCUCUUUUUCUCUGCUUACAUUAUGACAGGAUACAGGGAUGAUAUUAAGCACACUCUUCCCCUCUUCUAUGCUAUGUCUCUUUUUCUCUGCUUACAUUAUGACAGGAUACAGGGAUGA
Messenger RNA from Acanthosepion pharaonis, 495 nucleotides. Lineage: Eukaryota; Metazoa; Mollusca; Cephalopoda; Sepiida; Sepiidae. The record is from the annotation of a GenBank genome assembly.